CUCUAUAAAUAGCAGCUGACAGCUCCUGCUCGGCGUGCACACGCUCGCAUGCGAACGCAGGGAAGUCAGGCUAAAAGUGUCUGCCGCUGGCCGCCCCGCAUUCCGCCUCCGACAGAGAGAGUGAAGGCCUCUUCAGAGCAGGACAGCCAGCGUGUGGGGAGGAGUUGAGCCCUACUAUGGAAUAGGAUCAACCAUAGAAAGAUCAUCAGCAGAGGCAAACUUGUGAAGCACAGACAGAGUAACCCAAAGAAAUGAUGUUACCUGGACAGAGAUCUGCUCUCUCUUAUGAAAAAUCAGUCCAAGAGUUCUGAAGUCAACAAAGCAAUAGUCAAAGAGAGGAGCUGUUUGAGGAAUACAACGAUAAAGCAGAACUUCACAGAGUCAGAUAUCAGGUCUAUAGUGUGAAGAUACAUCUAUAUUAAACCAGGAAUAACUGUCACUGACAUUGGGGUGCAAAAUCUUGGAAGAUUAAACAACUAUAAGGGUUGAUCAUGGAAAUCAAAGAGGAAGGAGCAUCAGAAGAAGGCCAGCACUUUCUUCCCACACCCCAGGCAAGUGAUACUGGGGACUCUCAGUUCACAAGUAUUCAGAAGACUCCAAAUGAACCACAGUUGGAAUUCAUCCUUGCAUGCAAGGAUCUUGUGGCUCCUGUCCGUGAUCAUCGGAAGCUGAAUACACUGGUGCAGAUCUCAGUGAUCCACCCCGCCGAGCAGGGUCUGACACGAUACUCAAGCACGGAAAUUGUGGAGGGAACAAGAGACCCACUGUUUCUGACUGGUGUCACAUUUCCAUCUGAGUAUCCCAUAUAUGAGGACACCAAAAUAAAGCUAACAGUCUAUGAUGUCAAGGAUAAGUCUCAUGACACUGUUCGAACCAGUGUCCUACCUGAACAUAAGGAUCCCCUGCCGGAGGUUGGGCGAAGCUUCCUGGGCUAUACCAGUUUUAAAGUGGGUGAGCUACUGAAGUCAAAAGAGCAGCUGCUAACCCUGAGCCUGAGAACAUCAGAUGGUGGCAAAGUUGUCGGCACCAUAGAAGUUAGUGUCGUGAAGAUGGGGGAGAUUAAGGAUGGGGAAGCCAGCCACAUCAUGACAGAUGUGCCAGAACAAAAGUGUGCACUGGUAUGGGAAUGUACAGAGCCAGAAAGUGUGAGCAGAAAGGACAACUUACCUUUUUUGAAUGCAGUGUUAAAGAACCCAGUGUGUAAACUAUAUAGAUUCCCCACAUCUGACAAUAAGUGGAUGUGCAUCCGGGAGCAGAUGUCAGAGAGCAUACUUUCUUUUCAUAUUCCUAAGGAAUUGAUCUCUCUUCACAUAAAAGAAGAUUUGUGUAGAAACCAGGAGCUAAAAGAACUUGGUGAGCUUUCUCCACACUGGGACAAUCUACGGAAAAAUGUCCUCACUCACUGUGAUCAAAUGGUGAAUAUGUACCAAGACAUUCUGACAGAACUUAGCAAAGAAACAGGGUCCUCUUUCAAACCGAGCAGCAGCAAAGGAGAGAAAGCAUUAGAAUUUGUUCCAGUAAAUCUACAUCUUCAAAGAAUGCAUGUACAUAGCCCUCAUCUGAAAGAUGUUCUCUAUGAUGUCAUCACUGUGGGAGCCCCAGCUGCCCAUUUUCAGGGAUUUAAGAAUGGUGGUCUUCGGAAACUACUCCACAGAUUUGAAAUGGAAAGAAGGAAUACUGGAUACCAGUUAAUUUACUAUUCACCUGAAAACACAGCCAAAGCAAAAGAAGUUCUCAGCAACAUCAAUCAGCUACAACCUUUGAUAGCAACUCAUGCAGACCUCCUGCUUAAUUCUGCGAGCCAGCAUUCUCCAGACAGCUUGAAGAAUUCUUUAAAGAUGCUUUCAGAAAAAACAGAGCUUUUUGUACAUGCCUUCAAGGAUCAGCUAGUCAGAAGUGCUCUUUUAGCACUCUACACUGCCAGGCCAGGGGGUGUCCUCAAGAAACUACCCUCUCCUAAGAACAGCACAGAGGAGAACCAUUCUCAGCACCCGCCCCUGGCCAUGAGAAGGCAAGACUCUAUUCCACAUCACUCAGACUACGACGAGGAAGAGUGGGAUAGGGUAUGGGCCAAUGUGGGGAAGAGCCUGAACUGCAUAAUAGCUAUGGUGGAUAAACUGAUUGAAAGAGACAGCAGCAGCGAAGAGGGAGCAAAGGACCCUUCUCUAGUGGACUACAUCAUAACUCAUCCAAGGGAGGACUGGUAUGAACAGUUGUGUCCCCUCGUCUGUACGCUGAAGGACUGCAUGCAGGAAGUGGUGAGCAGGGCCAAGCAGUCGCUGACGUUCGUGCUCCUUCAGGAGCUCGCGUACAGCUUGCCCCAGAGUCUGAUGCUGACGCUGAGGAGGGACGUCGUCUUCAGCCAAGCACUAGCUGGAUUGGUUUGUGGUUUUAUCAUCAAAUUGCACACAAGUCUGCAUGACCCUGGUUUCCUACAGCAGCUUCACACAGUGGGAUUAGUAGUACAAUAUGAAGGACUGCUAAGUACAUAUAGUGACGAAAUCGGAAUGCUAGAGGACAUGGCUGUUGGCAUUUCAGAUUUGAAGAAAGUCACAUUUAAAAUAAUUGAAGCCAAGUCCAGUGAUGUCUUGCCAGUUAUAACAGGGAGGCGUGAACAUUAUGUGGUAGAGGUGAAGCUUCCAGCAAGAAUGUUCGAGUCAUUGCCUCUACAGAUUAAAGAAGGGCAGUUGCUUCAUGUGCAUCCAGUACUUUUUAAUGUUGGCAUCAAUGAGCAGCAAACUCUUGCUGAGAGGUUUGGAGAUGUCUCUUUGCAAGAAAGUAUUAAUCAGGAAAAUUUUGAACUUCUUAAAGAAUAUUAUAUGAUAUUUAUAGAAAGGAUGCCUCCUGAUUACAUUUCACAUUUUCAAGAACAAAAUGACUUAAAAGGAUUAUUAGAAAAUCUCCAUCAAAAUGUCCAAGCCAAAAAAAGAAAGAAUGUAGAAAUCAUGUGGCUUGCUGCAUUGAUUUGUCGUAAACUAAAUGGUAUUCGUUUCACCUGUUGUAAAAGUGCCAAAGACAGGACGUCAAUGUCAGUGACACUUGAACAGUGCUCAAUCUUGAGAGAUGAGCACCAGCUACACAAGGACUUCUUUAUCCGAGCCCUGGAUUGUAUGAGAAGAGAAGGAUGCCGCAUAGAGAAUGUUCUGAAGAAUAUCAAAUGCAGGAAGUAUGCUUUCAACAUGCUACAGCUGAUGGCUUUCCCCAAGUACUACAGACCUCCAGAGGGGACUUAUGGAAAAGCUGAUACCUAAGUUUACCAACAUGUGAAUAAACAGGAACACAAAUAUACUUCAGUUGUAUUAAUCUCCACCUUCUUUAUUUUUUUAUUGUCAUGAAAUUUGUGGAGGGAGGUGAUUGAGGAUGUUUGCCCAAAUCUAAGAAUUACUUGAAUUAGUUAUCAGCAUAUUACUCUGGAGAAAUCCCUUUUUAAAGAUCAUAAAUAAUAUUGUGUUUCUAUUUCUAAGUUUUGCUCAUUGACCCUAUACUGGUUGAGAUCAGCUCAGGAAGUGGACAUUCAUUUGUGGAAUAUUUCAAUGAAAGACAGUCUGAGAGAACAGGUCUCUAUAAGAGGGCUAGAGAUAACUCAGAGUGGCACUCUCCCUCCAAAAUAAGGACAGGGAAACAGAAAGGCUGUCAUUUCACAGCCUUUCUCAUACAUGACCUUUUGUCAUGUAUUUGUGGGAUUUCAAAAAUAUUUUUCUAAUUAACUGAAAUUAGGUAGUUAACUCACAGUCUUGACUACAAAAGCAGUUGACACUAUGAGGACUUCUGUCAUCCAACUGAGAUGUGAUUAGUCUUUCUAAACAGGUAAAUGAACAGUGUUAGUAAAGAGUAAAUACACUUUUGAAAACAUUUUUUCAAAGUUCUGGUUUGAGUUGUAUGGCCACAUUGUAGAAGUGACAGUAAAGUGUAACAGUGUAACAGACAAAAAAACACUGUGAGGACUGAAACCACAAGGAAAUUAAAGAUGAUCAGCCGGUUAAGUCCAAAAUGAAAAUUUUCAUCAGUCUCAACUUCUUGUAGUCAAGUUGAUGAGAGUCAAUAAAAUAUCUUUGAAAUGUUUUCUAGCUGAUAUCUUGGUACAGAACAUAGUGUAAGUAUGCAUUGUCUGGCAUAUAUGAAUAAAUCUUUUAAAAGAUAACAACUGUAACUAAUGAUAAACCAAAACAGUUAUUUCCACUAACCUGAAUUUCAAAUUUGUCCAUAGUAAAAUAAAACCAUAAGUUUCCUAAAAUUCCAGAUCAAAAGUUGCCUUAGAGAUCACCUAGUACAACACCUUAUAAAUGGGUAAAUUAAAGCACAAGGAAGAUAUGCCCCCAGUCACCUAGUGAGAUAAUUUUAGAAUAAUGAUUACAACCUCUUCUUACCUUCCUAGGCUAUAGUUUGUCUCUUCUCCCCAUUGACAUGCUAAACAUACAUGAAAAUUAUCGGGAAAUGCUAGUUAGUUAAUAGAAAUUAGCCUUUAUUGCUGGAAUUGAAACAGAGUACAAAGAUUUCAACAAAUGAAACUUAUUUUCUUCAAAUUUUAGGAAUUUGUUCUUUUUCCAUUCCCAUCAAAGGAGCAUGCCACCCAGAGAUAAACCUUCUUUGGAAAUGCCAGAAUCUUGUUACACAGAUAUCUAUCAGCUAUUACUGCAUUCAAUGGAUGACAUUGUGCACCUUUGCAUAGCUAAUGUGAUAGCUCCUUGACUAAGAUGCCUGUUGAAAUAAGUUUUCCAAACAGAUCCCUGAUCUCAUGUUGAGGUUUUCAAAUUACUACAAAUUUUAGAUAAUACUUUGGGGCUUUUAAUACUAUAGUUAAUCAACCUAUUAUUUUAGAUAAUGACUUGUGGGCAUUAUUAUACUUUCGGCAAUUGCCAAACUCUUUACAGUGUUUUAAUAAGAGUUGCUGUGUACUAUGGAUCUAUUCAUGGACACAUUUAUUCUGGUGUUCUCCUUUAUACCUCAUUCUCUAUUUCAUGAUUAAAUAUAAUUUCAGAAUUGUUUGAUUUCAUUUGAAAAUGGUAGAAUUUGUAGUUAUUUCCAUUAUCCUGCUGGAUUUAAGGAAAAAAGGUGGGAUGACAGAUUUCCUUGACCAACUGUGAAGCCUCAUUCAGUAUAUUAUCAAAUAGCAGUAUGAGUUCCAAGGUACCCUAAGUGAUUUAUCACCCUGAAAAUAGUCUUGUAAAAAAAGCAUAGUUUUAAGUGGAUUUCAUCAAAAAAAUCUGUAUUUCAUAUAAACGAUAUUGCUUCUUUGCUGAGAGAUAUUCCAUGUAUCCUUGGAAAACCACCUCACUAUUUCUUAAGUUAUGAAAGCUAAGUCUAAGAGCACACGUUAAACAGAAAGUUUUAAUAUCUACUUCAUGCAAACAGCCCCAGUCAUAUGCUUUUCUCUCUCUAUUUUCAUUAAAAAGUAGAUCAGCAGACCUAUUUUAAAAGAUCAUGUUGAGAAAAAAAAUGAACCAAAAAAUAACACUUCCAAACAAGAUAUCUUUUUUUACUCAAAAAUAUGUUUCUCCUCUAACCUCAUUAAAUAUAUAUACCAAUUCUGUAUUAGCUGUUUACAAAGCCCUACACAAAAUGUAUAUUUAAAAAAAGGAAGGUAGAAUCUUAUGUUUGACCUCGUGACAAGGGUCCAGAUCCUGAGAAGUUUCCACAAAACAGGUGAACAUAAAACUUUGAAAUAUUUCAUUGAAACAGACCCACACUUAGAUGUACCCAUUCAUCUAUUUCUCCUGUGCUUUCUUUUUCUUGUAAAUAUUUCCUUGAGUCUUGUUUACAUUCUGCUAAAACAAUCCUUUGAUGUAAAUAAGUUAGUUGGUCCAAUAAUCUAGUGAGUCAGAGCAGCCAUUGAAUCCUGCUGACGAAUUGUACUAGAUGACCAACUGCCCAGCUCAAGCUAUACACUAUGUAACUAACCUCCAGUCCCUACUUUGUAAGAAUAACACCUCUUCUGAAAAGCUUAAAUGCCAGCCUAGAUGAAGGCUACUUCCCUUAUUUUCCUCAACCGAGUAUGGUAUCUUGCAUAAAAUUUGAUUUGCAUAAAAGUCUUCCCAAGCAAAUCAAACCCCUCCCUUUGUAAAGUCUGCUACAUGCCAAGAAGAGAGGAUACCAGCACUGUGCUGCAACAGGCUUAUACUGAUUCAUGAAAGCUGAUGAUUAAUUUUUCAAGGAUUCUGUAAGCCAGUUUUUAAACACAACCAUCAUUAAAUAUUAAAUUAUAAAUGUAAUUGUUGAAUAAACUUUAUUGAAAACAAAAAUAUAAUCAAAACUUACUAUAUCCUAAAUGUUUUACUACAUUUUCUUGUUUUCUAUUUAGCUAUGUUCUUGAAGUUAUUUAUGGCAAUUGUACCUGUACAGUGGAAACACUGCAUUAUAGUGUGCUACUAUGAGUCUCUUCCUGACUCCAUAUUCAGUAACAUCAUUUUGGUAGCUUGAAAUUGACCACUGAGGGAGUAUUUACACCACAGAAAUUGCCAAAUGCUACAAACCACAGGGACACUUCAUUUCUGGAAAACCAGUUGUUAAACAUUUGCCAGCACACAACUAUUAAAUGCAAAUACUCAUUUUCAGAUGCUUACAAUUUUACUUUCGUUUCUACCUUCUUUAAAGACUCCUAUUAGACUAUAAGUAAUAUUUGUUGUUUAUAAUUUAUUCAUAAUUCAAUUAUUUAAUCAUAAAGACAUGCUAAAAACAUAACAGUAUGAUGUUCUGCAAGUGAAAUUUUAGCAAUGCAGCUUCAGUGUAAACCAUAACAACUCUGAGCUAAAUUCAGGGAAAUGUUAGCCUAAUUAGAGGAUCACUGAAAAUGUGCUUCAGUAUCAAUUUUUAAGUUCAUAAUUUUGGCAUUUGCUAAAAGCAGGAAAAACAGUAACAUUACUGUGCCCAUAUUCUAGCAAAUAUAGCUCAAUUGAAACCCACACUGUUAGAUUAAACAUAUUAAACUCUGACAGCGUGCUAAGUCGUCACAGAUAUUUUAGAUGUUUGAUUCCCAAACAGGUUAGUAUAUCAAUUGUUUAGUUCAGUAUACAGGGUGCCUUUUGAAAUCUUUUAGGAAAUAAAUUAACUUUUAUCAUAGAUUUAAGAAACCGGUCUGAGCAAAACUGUGAUCAGCAGUAAUGGAGGAAAACGAACAUAAUGAGCACAAGGCACCCUUGAAUAGCUGGUGGCUUUACAAAUGAUGCACCACUGCAGAGAAUGAUUUGCGGAGAGCUGUGUAAUUGUUUGACAAUUUAGUGUGAAUUCACAUCCAUUUAGCCCAGCUGCAGUCUGUAAAAGCUACACUUUUUUUUUCCAUAUUUAUGUUGUAUUGCUUUAUAAAGAAAGUGCCAAUAUAUUCUAUCUUUUGUUUCUUUCGCCGUUUUAACUUAGAACUUUCUACCCAAGCAGAUGCUACUUACAGCAAAAACUGUCUUUAAGAAAAGGAAAAGAAGUGUUGUAAAUAAAAUAUUGCAGGCCAAUUAGGUGUGGAGUUAAGGUAUGAAAAGUUGAAUUUUUACUUUGUGAAUAAUAAUGCAUGCCAAUCAAUCUUUGAGUUUACUUCCAAGCAUGUAAGAGAAAGUCUAAAACAUUUCUGAUGUCAAAGAAACAAAUGAUAUCUGGCUGCUAGUUGACAAAUAGGAAAAUAUUGUAAUAAAAUAUUAACAAAAAAAAUACAUGCAAUCAGCUUUCCUGAGCUUGAAGUUUUAUAGAUUAUAUGAAUAAUUAGAAUUUUACAUUUAAAAAGGAAAAUGGCUCACAAUUAAAGCUGGUACCCAGGAGACCGACUAUCAAGGGAGAGAAUAUCUAAUAUAAGUGAUGCUACCAGAUAAACUGUAUCCUGCUUAUCUUUUAGUAUUUACAAGUUCUUUAAGAUGUGCACUUUAUAAUUAUAUAUGAGUACAUUCACAGUCUACCUAAAAUCAUCUAAACUACUCCAAGUUCAUAAAAGGGUACAUACAGUCCAAUGGUACACCACUAAGGAUGACUUGGUGAGAUUUAAUGGCCUAGCAGGCAAUAUUGACACAAAUAUUGGCAAGAUUGUUGUAUUAUCUAUAUAGUUCUUGUGAUGCUUUUGUAUCACCAGUCAUUUAAAAAUCAAAAGGUAUUUCAUGUCAAAGAAUUCUCCAACUUUAAAAAGGCAGAUAUCGUAUGUCUCUACACAUCAAGACACUCCCAUUUCACGGCACAUGUGCAGCCCUUUGUAUACACAUGUAUACACAUGUAUUUCCCAUGCGAAGAUUUUAUUAUUUUAUUUAACCCAGCAUCGAACUUUCAGAUUCUCAUGGUACUUACCUGAAACACUGACAUUUGUUUUCUUUUAUGUGAAAUAAAGCUAGAUGAACCAAUAAUGUAUAUUACUAGGUAGUGAGACACAAAUAGGUUACACCAUUUUAUUUGAAGAAAUAUUUUGUUUUAUUGUUCUGUGUAAACCAUAUCAUUGUACACUGUGUAUAUAUUUUUGUUUAAAUAAAUUUUAUUUUUGUUUUU
Messenger RNA from Manis javanica (Malayan pangolin), 8448 nucleotides. It is a transcript of the gene INPP4B, whose product is annotated as inositol polyphosphate-4-phosphatase type II B. Gene Ontology annotation, molecular function: phosphatidylinositol-3,4-bisphosphate 4-phosphatase activity. The record is from RefSeq and is a predicted model, not a curated record. Gene Ontology annotation, cellular component: cytoplasm. Lineage: Eukaryota; Metazoa; Chordata; Mammalia; Pholidota; Manidae.